UGUCUACUCUCUGGACCAUUCGACAUGAAAAAGGAGAAGAGAAAACAGAAGAGUGUCGAGCCAACUAUAUUAUCACACAUUCCUUAUCAGUAUUUACUUGUCGCAUUAUUCGCAAGCAUCGUGUACCGGAUCACGUUGAACGCAGAUUUUGUGUAUGACGAUCGACCCGCAAUUCUCACGAACGACGAUGUUCUCGGCCGGACGCCAUGGCGCUCACUUAUCGUUCACAACGACUUUUGGGGUAAUCCGAUCGGUUUACAAGGAUCCCAUAAAAGCUAUCGCCCAUUGAUCACCGCCUCGUUUCGCCUUCAAUUUGCCGUUCAUGGAUUGAAAGCCGAAUUAUUUCAUGGGGUCAAUUUGAUAUGCCAUAUGAUCAAUUCCAUGUUGGUGUUGAAACUCGCCAGGCAGAUGAGGAUAAUGGGAAAUGAAUUCUCCCUCCUCUCCGCUCUAAUCUUUGCUUGCCACCCAAUAACUUCCGAAGCAGUUUGCUCAAUUGUCGGUAGAGCAGACUUGCUGAGCACAAUGCUAAUUUUACUGGCAAUCACAUGUCAUACCUCGGAUCCAAGUACCUUCCGAACAAUUGUGCUGUCAAUAUUGGCAGUAACAGCUAAAGAAACUGGAAUUAUCUUGCUGCCGCUGAUAACUCUCUACGAUGUUUUGUUCAAGACCUCCAACACCAAACAAUUCCGCCGUGACGUCACUGCCUACCUCAUAUCCCUUCUUGCUCUCUGCUACCUUCGACUAUCAAUUAACAAUUUCCAAUCCCCAAAGUUUUCCAAAAAUGACAAUCCAAUUGCUCACGAGCCGAACAGUCUCACGAGAGCCUUGACAUUCAUGUAUCUGCCGGUUUUCCACCUAAACCUCAUAGUUUUUCCAAAAACUUUGUCCUAUGACUGGUCGAUGGACGCAAUUCCAAAAGUCGAAUCGCUAAUUGAUUCGCGGAUUAUUUUGACGUUUAUUGUGAUUGGAGUCGGAGAACACGUUCUAUUAAAACUGCUGUUGGGACUCAGAAAUUCUGAAAAUUCUCAUGAAAAUCGAUCCUUACUAUUCCUAUUUGCUCUCUUCACAACUCCUCAUAUUUUAUCUUCGAAUCUUUUGACUCAUGUUGGAUUUGUGGCUGCCGAGAGAAUACUGUACCUGAAUACGGUAGCCUACUGUAUUUUAGCAGCGUUUCUGGCAGAAAUGUGCAGUAAGAGAUCCAGUCCAAAAUCCGUCUUACCAUUAUAUAUACUACUUCUCUCACUGUUCACAAUUAGAACCAUGCAACGUGUGGACGACUGGAAAACUGAAGAAUCCUUAUUCAAAAGUGCUCUUGAAGUUAAUCCAACCAAGGCAAAUAUGAACUUGGGAUACGUUUACACUACGCAGAAAAAAUAUGAAUUGGCAAAAUAUCAUUAUCGGCAAGCACUGAAGAGACAGGGAAAUCUAGCCGAUGCCUGGUACAAUUUGGGAAUCCUAACUAGCAAGACUUCCAACAACUCCAAUGGCUCUAUACACUGCUAUCAAAUGGCUCUUCAAUCUCGUUCAACCUAUGCAGCUGCUCAUCUCAACUUGGCUCUGCUUCUUCACGACGCAGGCCACCACAUGGCAGCGUUCUCCCAUCUCGACAAGUGCCUGAACAACACCGGAGAAUUUCUGAAAUUCUAUCAUGUCAACCGAAAAACUCAAGCGACAUGCGCCUUUAACAAAGGCCGACUACUACAAAAGUCUGGAAACUUCCACGUGGCAAUUGAGAACUUCGAGUUGGCGCUGAAGCUUGGCGGGCCACAUUUCGAGCACACUCCGAGUGUUCUGAAUUCAAUGGGUACUUGUUACAAUGAGCUCGGCGAUGAGCAAUCGGCGGAGAAGUUUUUCGGCAAGGCGAUCGGCGAGAAUCAUGUCAACUCGUAUUUGACAAUGGCGCAUUUGAAAAUUCGGCAGAAUAGAAGCUUCGAGGUGGAGAAUUUGCUUCGAAAAGCGAUGACACUUGCUCCGGAAUCUGUGACAGUGCUUCAGAAUAUUGCAUUAGCCGAGUUUCAUAUGCAAAACUACAAUCGCUCGUUGCUCUUCUAUCGAAAAGCUCUCCAUCUGGAUCCAACUCAUCUCGACUCUCUGCAAGGAAUCGCGAAUCUUCUGCAACAAACUCAGAACCACGUGGAAUCUGAAACUUUCUACAGAAAAGUGAUGGAAGCUCAACCGAAUUCGUAUGCGGCUCACGCCAACUACGGAGCAAUUCUUCAUCUUAAUCAGAAGUACGAUUUGGCUCUGAAAGAAUACGAAAUCGCACUGAUCUUGGAUCCAACGAGUGACGUGGCACGAGAAAAUCGCAAGAAAGUGAUUCGGAUCUUACGGAGGAAAAGAAAUUUGUAAUUAAUAUUAAAUAACUAUUUUAAAAUCGGUGACUACUUACGGGUUAGAAUCUACUGAAAACUACGUGUAUUUGAAAUAAACUAUUCCAAAUUUAAUUCCAUAAUCAAUUUAUUAU
Messenger RNA from Caenorhabditis elegans, 2464 nucleotides. It is a transcript of the gene F32D1.3, whose product is annotated as dolichyl-phosphate-mannose--protein mannosyltransferase. The record is from RefSeq and is marked reviewed. NCBI's taxonomy places the organism in Eukaryota, Metazoa, Nematoda, Chromadorea, Rhabditida, Rhabditidae. Gene Ontology annotation, molecular function: dolichyl-phosphate-mannose-protein mannosyltransferase activity. The coding region runs from base 25 to 2349 and encodes 774 amino acids. The transcript is spliced from 8 exons. Gene Ontology annotation, cellular component: membrane; endoplasmic reticulum.